Fusarium poae is the source of this 660-nucleotide messenger RNA. RefSeq lists its product as uncharacterized. Gene Ontology annotation, molecular function: carbon-sulfur lyase activity. Bases 1 to 660 code for a protein of 219 amino acids. NCBI's taxonomy places the organism in Eukaryota, Fungi, Ascomycota, Sordariomycetes, Hypocreales, Nectriaceae. The record is from RefSeq and is a predicted model, not a curated record. The transcript has a single exon.
AUGACUCACUACUCUCAACGCAAAGAUAUUCUUCCCCUUACUGGCGGUUGUAACUGCGGUCUUAUUCGUUACCAACUCUCCCUUCAUCCUCUCCUUGUUCACUGCUGUCACUGCACCGCUUGCCAGCGUCAAACAGGCUCUGUUCUCGCCCUCAACGCCAUCAUCGAGUCCACAGCUCUCAGCCUCAUCCCCUCAGCGCCGCCCACGGUAGCCGGUACAUCUGCCAAUCCAGAUCCAGUCCCCACAAACGUUCAGCCUGCUUUUGCACGCAUCACUUCAGCCGAGUCCGCUAUCCGUGAGCCCCAGCCCCAGGCAAAGACUUUAUCUGUGUGUCUCCCGACAGAAUCUGGUGUGGGACAAACAGUGGUCAGCUGCCCGGCCUGCCACACUGGCUUAUGGAAUUAUUAUGCGGAUGCAGGGCCUCACGUGUCGUAUAUACGUGUUGGAACCCUGGAUAGACCUUGGGAGAUUGAAGCUGAUGUGCAUCUUUUUACACGCAAUCGCCCAACCUGGAUGACUGUCAACGAUGGCAAGCCUUCCUUCGAAGAGUACUAUGCUAAGCGGGGGGGUCUCUUGAGAGACGAUGCUCUCAAGAGAUAUGAGAUGCUCAAGCCCAAGAUCAGUGGCAUGUGGGCCGAGUUGAAGGCUGGCUGGCAGUAA